Molecule: messenger RNA, 1309 nt
Organism: Penaeus monodon (black tiger shrimp)
Lineage: Eukaryota; Metazoa; Arthropoda; Malacostraca; Decapoda; Penaeidae
Gene: BBS5
Product: Bardet-Biedl syndrome 5 protein homolog
Exons: 8
Coding region: 1-1065 (354 amino acids)
Biological process (GO): intracellular transport; cilium assembly
Cellular component (GO): ciliary basal body; BBSome
Molecular function (GO): phosphatidylinositol-3-phosphate binding
Source: RefSeq, a predicted model, not a curated record
AUGGCAACGGACUGUCUGGAAUGUAAACGAAACAGGUUCAGAGGCGCGAUGUUGUGGGAAGACAGAGAUGUUCGCUUUGAUAUUAGUCCCCAGCAAAUGAAAAUGAGAUCUGGGGAGAAGGUAAUAGAUAAACUAGACUCUGUUGAAGAUACCAAAGGAAACUCAGGUGACAGAGGGAGGCUGAUUAUCACAAAUCUGCGCUUAAUAUGGCAUUCACACAGCAUGCCAAGAGUUUCUCUGUCUGUUGGUUACAACUGCAUCAUAAAUAUAACGACAAAGACUGUAAAUUCAAAACUUAGAGGUUUAACAGAAGCUUUAUAUAUUUUAACUAAAGCAAAUAGCACCAGGUUUGAAUUUAUCUUCACAAAUCUCAUCCCAUCAACAGCAAGGCUUUUCACCUCAGUUAUUGGGGUGUAUAAGGCUUAUAAUUCUUCAAAGAUGUACCGUGAGUUAAAACUGAGAGGUGCUAUUAUUCAGAACAAACAGCUGAGAAUAUUGCCUCAGGAACAAAUAUUUUCUCGUGUGAAUGGAGUUUGGAAUCUGUCCAGUGAUCAGGGAAAUCUUGGUACAUUUAUCAUUACAAAUGUACGCCUAGUUUGGUUUGCAAACAUGAAUGAACUGUUCAACAUAUCUCUGCCAUAUCUACAGAUAGCAUCCGUAAAAGUCCGUGAAUCCAAGUUUGGCAUGGCACUGGUGGUUGAAAGCACAGAAGCCAGUGGAGGUUAUGUGCUUGGCUUCAGAAUCGACCCUGUUGAAAAGCUUCAUGAAGUACACAAGGAGUUAUCGUCACUGUACAAUGUGUAUUCACAGUGUCCAGUCUUCGGCAUAGAAUUUGUUCUUCAUGACAAGCCGGCAGGGGAGGAGGAGACUUUGGAUUUGCCAGAAAUGGAGGAAGCAGAGAUUGACGAAUCCAUUAAUGAUUCUGCUGAUGUCCUGGCAGCUUACCUUGCCGAUGGACGGCACAGUGAUCGUGAAAAUGUUUUCUCAAAUGAGUUAGGACUUGCUAUUGAGAAAUUAAAGGAUGGAUAUACUCUGCAAACGCUAUGGGAGGUCAUACCUAGCUAAGUUUCUGUUCUCAUUAUAAUUUUUUGGUUUUGCUGUCAUGGCCAUGCAAGCCAAAAUACGAGAUUAAUGAUGUGAUAACAAUUUAAUUUUUGACAAAGAUGUUUCAAGUCAAGUCAUGUAGGUUAUAUUUAUAUUAUUAGCUCAUAACAUAAAACAGGUUUGUAUAAGAUGUAAAAUUAAUUUGAUUUAUUGAUCUCUCUACUCUGUCUAUUGAGUUUUAGAUAAAUGCAAAGUAAAUACUAUA